UCCCCGACUCUCUCCCUCCCGUUAUAAAACAUCCGUCCACGCUGACAAACAGAUGUGCGAACGUCUCCGCCGGUCCUACCUUCAGACACCUGACCCUUCCUGGAUGAGCCUGAGGAGAACCAUCUCCCGUCCGGACCGCCGCCCUCACUCAGUGUUUCCCCUCAAGUUGGGCAGCUGAUAACGGCUCAGUUAGUGAGGAGAAGACCCUUACGUUUGUUUUGUUUUUGGCUGAAGCGAGAAGCUCGGGGACAGCUGACAUGAGGGGAGACGCUCCACAACGAGGCGUGAAGACCACAUGUCUGUGGGCCGCCGCUGCGCUGCUGUCACUCAUCUCUCUAGCUACCAGUGCUGACUCAGUUCAUUCAGGAGGUUCAGACUUCAGACAAAGCUCAAAAUCCAAAACAAAGACCUACUGGACUGAAAGCAGCAAAGCCGUCUCCAUCAGCCGUCUGCUGUCCCAAAGCCUCUACCCCAAGGAGAACUUCACCUCUGUGGAUCUGGGCUAUGAUGAGAUGGACUCGUACUCAAAACAGGAACAGUGGAACUGGCUGUACAACACCUCAKCCCACCACGAUCCCCGAACCAGGACAAAAAGGAGGCCCAUCGUCAAGACCGGGAAGUUUAAGAAGAUGUUUGGCUGGGGCGAUUUCCAUUCCAACAUCAAAACGGUGAAGCUCAACCUCCUCAUCACCGGUAAGAUCGUGGAUCAYGGCAACGGCACCUUCAGCGUCUACUUCCGGCACAACUCAACUGGCCAGGGCAACGUUUCMGUGGGGCUUGUGCCCCCGACAAAGGCCGUGGAGUUCCAAGUCCACCAGCAGCACCAGCACUUCCACCACCAUCACCAGCAGCAGCAGACGGCUCUGGAGACCAAGGAAACCAAGCUGUUCAACUGCAGGGUGGAGUACGAGAAGGUGGAGAAGGGCACCAGGAACUCGCUGUGCGCACACGACCCCUCGCAGAGCUGCCCCCAGGAGCAGACGCAGAGCCACGUGUCCUGGCUGUGCUCCAAGCCCUUCAAGGUCAUCUGCAUCUUCAUCACCUUCUACAGCACCGACUACAAGCUGGUGCAGAAGGUCUGUCCCGACUACAACUACCACAGCGACACCCCCUACCUUCCCACUGGGUGAUCACGUGAGCCUACAGGAAGCAGGACAAAGGCACAGGCUGCUGAGCCCUGAGCAGUGUGAGAAUAUUCAAAAGAAAAUGGAGUCCAACUUGACAUGUUGACAGGCAUUAUUACAACUAACAUAUCCUCGUCAYAAGACCAACACUGCUCUGAUGAGCCGACCCAACCGGAGGUCAUUAUGAGAGCGUUUUGGGAAGCAUUUAUAGGCUUAAUUAUAUGCAUAGCUGCUUACAUCGAAAGGAAACUCUCAAGCCAACUGUGAAAAUAUGCUGAUUGUAUUUAUGUAAAUAUUGUGGACUUCACACAAAGAAUCGAAAACAGUUUUAUUAAUGUUUUCUCCAGCUAAUUUACUUGUUUACGUUGAUGGUGUGUUUCCGUCUCAAUCAUGCUUUGUGUCCUCUUCAUUCAGUCUCUGGUAAUCUUUGCAAACAAGUAAAUGUCAAUGCAAAUAAGAAGAAUCUGUCAGUAUGCAUUAGAGGGCGUAAUGGAAAACGCAAACAUAUUUUGAGUGGAUUUGUUUUCCGCAGUGUGGUUUGUUAGAGUGAAUAUACAUCUCUGAUAUUGUAUUUGGACUCUCAUCCAUGGUCAUGCAUGAACCCAACGUGGCAAACAGCUAAAUAACGCCCGUUUAUAUUGUCAUGUUAUCACAGCUGUCAAAAGUAAUCUUCAUCAAAUCGCAACUUUGACAGCAAAGAGAAGAAGAAGAAAAAAGUGUUUCUAUUUUAAUUCUGUGUUGUGUGUUGGAAGUUUUAAAAGCCACACUGGGUGACACCACUGGAGAGCUCCCAACAGAUCAAACACGGGCAAGUAAAUGUUGUAAUAAAUAAAUAAAUAAAUAAAUAAAUAAAUAAAAGUCGCACAAGACAUGUGAGAUGAAGGAGAUACAGAAGAUCAUUUUCUGUGCAGCGCUUUAAAAAUAAUCAAACAUAUCUGUGCUCUAAAUCUGCUCCUUUCUCAGUGAUGCAUUUCAUUUUCAGAUAUUUAAAUGUUGCUUUUAUUCCUGUGACUUGUAGCAAGCUCCGUGUAAUAAAAUUCAGCUGCUGCUACGUGA
Messenger RNA from Austrofundulus limnaeus, 2180 nucleotides. RefSeq names its product neurexophilin-1. Lineage: Eukaryota; Metazoa; Chordata; Actinopteri; Cyprinodontiformes; Rivulidae. The record is from RefSeq and is a predicted model, not a curated record. The transcript is spliced from 2 exons. Bases 258 to 1130 code for a protein of 290 amino acids. Gene Ontology annotation, molecular function: signaling receptor binding.